Cydia strobilella is the source of this 3659-nucleotide messenger RNA. Its product is annotated as zinc finger protein 93-like. Bases 115 to 1404 code for a protein of 429 amino acids. The transcript has 4 exons. The record is from RefSeq and is a predicted model, not a curated record. Gene Ontology annotation, molecular function: RNA polymerase II cis-regulatory region sequence-specific DNA binding; DNA-binding transcription factor activity, RNA polymerase II-specific. Lineage: Eukaryota; Metazoa; Arthropoda; Insecta; Lepidoptera; Tortricidae. Gene Ontology annotation, biological process: regulation of transcription by RNA polymerase II.
UUUAGAAAGUUACUUUUGUUUAGUUUUUUUUUUUCAACUUUUGGUUCUUGCCACUGUUCUUGCAGACUACUUUGAUUUGUUAUCCACUUAUUGUCCCUAUGUUGGAAUAUAGUUAUGUCUUUGAAAAGUGUGAAGUCAGAGGACUCGGAGGAGUGGAGUGGAGGGACCAGUGAAGUUUUAUAUAAAGGGCAUGAAAUAAAACAGGAACUCGUUUUGGGCCCUAUAGUGCUGCAGCGUUCUGUCGUGGCCCAUACGCUGAAUGGUCAGAAUAAUGCCUAUGUCAACAAAGCAGACAUGUCCCCAAAACCAGCGAGUAUAAAACGGGAGCCAGUUGAUGAUGACCUACUGUUGGUCGCAGACCUGGGGACUGAUGAGAUGGUGCGGCUGGGCUCGACUCCGGAAACUAUGGGCGCUGACAAUGAAAUCUAUAAUAUUAAAAAGGAAGCCACCGUGCCCACAUCAAGAGCUUUUGCUGUACCCCAGAAUGCCGCAAGUGCCAUGCCUGCCUCGCUCGUUGACGCUGCUGUUAAGGAGGAGCUUUUGAAGGACGAGGUUGCUGGCGAUUGUGAAAAUGGCAUGUACCGGCGAAGCCGAAGAAUAACCAACAAGCAAAAGGCAGAAGCGGAAAAACAAGAGUAUAUUAAAUAUAGCAGUAAAUUAACAUUUGAAACGGAUUCGGAAGAUAAUGAUACAGAUUCAGAAUAUGACGAGAAAAAAUCAAAACAUGAAGAAACUACAGACAGUGACGAAAACCCGAAUUUGAAUGUAAAUAAAAUAAAAAAAGUUAAAAGGCCGAAGAAACGGCACAUUUGUGAGUUUUGUAAUAAAGAGUAUAAGUAUAGAGCAGGAUUGACAAAUCAUAUUAGAACACAUACUGGUGCAAAGCCAUAUUCAUGUAAUAUAUGCCCAAAAACCUUCUCAGAUUGCGCUGUACUGGUCCGACAUAGACGCAUGCACGCUGGCUUAAAACCUCACGUUUGUGAUAUCUGUGGCAAAAAAUAUAGCGAAAAGUAUCUAUUAAAAAACCAUAAACUAGUACAUACGGGCGAAAUGCAAUAUUUCUGUAAAUUUUGCCCGAAACAAUUCGUUAAUUCGUCUAAUUAUAGGAGACAUGAAAAGAUUCAUAUGCUUAAAUAUGAAUGCGAUAUGUGCGGUAAGCGUUUUGAUAAUAAAGAUAAGUUAGUUUCUCAUAUUGUUAAUCAUAUGAAACCUAAGCCGUUCGUUUGUAAGUUUUGUAAGAAAGGUUUUUCUCUAAGUGGGCAUUUGAACAGGCAUUUAGUGAUACAUGUAGGAACGAAAGAAACGUAUAAAUGUGGCAAUUGUAAGCAAAAGUUUACCCAGAGAGCGUCGCUGCAAAGGCAUGUUGAGAGAAAUGUUUGUAGAAAGAAAGUUUUUAAAAAGUAAACAUUUUCAAUGUGGACAAUAGGGAUGUUGACAUGAAUUGCGAAUAUAUAAAAUGUUAUGUUUUUACCUUAGCAGGAGAUAUUAGAAUGCUGAAAAUCAUAUUUUGUAAGUGUAAAUAUGCGUAAUAAAUUUAAAAUUUAAAAAAAUUAUUAUAAAUAAUUAAAAGGCCCAGGCGGAGAUGGCGGGACGACUUAGACACCUUCACUAAUAACUGGCCGGAAACAGCUCAACAACGGGAGUCAUGGAAAUCUAAGGGAGAGGCCUGUGCCCAGCAGUGGGAUACUACAGAUAAAAAAAAAAAAUUAAAAGUUCAAAAUAAUGCCCAGCAUAUCACGUGACUGCAAACGCAAAUCGGAGCGCGUGACGUCACGGUGUGAGACACGCACAGACAAGUUGUCAAACCUGGUGGUCCUCUGGCACUGACAGCGGUUUGUUUAUCACAUCGUUACGUCAUCAAGAUCACGUGACAGCUUGGAGCGUUAAUGCGCGAAAAUUAAACACUAAACUAAUUAAAAUCAAUUUUUUAUUAAACAUUAAUAAAUAAAAAUUACAAAAUUUUUUUUUGCAAUAAUUACGUCUAUAAAUGGAAACCGUUCUAAAAAAAUGUCAACAUCCCUAUUAAAACAUUUAAUCUGAGUCAUAAAAUUAUUAAGUUUCAACUUUUGUAUGAUUGUAUAAAUAAGCUGUUAUAUUUUUGACCGUUUUUAUCAUUUAUUUAUUGUAUUGUCAUGUACAUAAUAGGUGUUACAUAAUAUAAAGUCAGAUCAUGACACCCUGUAAGGGCACACAAUAGUAAAUUUACAACACCAUGUAAGUAGUAAUUUUACAUAUUUAUACAUUUAUAAUUUAUACCUACUGUACAUUCGCCAUCAGAUAUAUCGGAGCGACCAAGGCGCUCACAAAUAUCUGAACACGUCUUUAUUGUCAAAGCGUUAGAGUGCGUGUUCAGAUAUUUUUGAGCACUUUGGCUGCUCCGAUAUAUCUGAUGGCGACUGUACUUAGGUACCUACGCUACGAUGUGCUGAAUUUUCUAAGGGGAAAGCAAUAUUUUCUUAUACAUUUUAGAAAAAUAAUUAUAUUAACUAUACAUAUAUUAAAUUUAAUAAAAAUAUAUAAAUCAUAAUAUUAAUUCAUAUAAUUCAUUAAUUAUGAAUUAUUUAUUUGCAUUGAUACAAAUGAAUAAUAAUAAUUAAUUCUUUAUUUCGAAGUACAUGACUGCAUUAGGUAUUAGUAUAUAAAUUCCAAAAUUAGAAUAAUUAAAACCAUGUUAGUGCCUAGACUAAGAUAGAUUAACCUUUUGGACGCCAAUGACCGAUAUAUACGCACCGUAGGUUCAACGCCAAAGACCAAUUAAUCGGUCAUAGACCACAGAGCAAAUUAGACCUACAUGCAUAUGCAUAAAGUUCAAUUUCAGUUUUGACACUUCGGUGACGUGGCGUCUGGAUGACAGCUUUUGUGUUUGACACGGCGUCGAAAAGGUUAAAAUUAAAAAGUAUAACUAAAAAUUAGGAACAUAAUAAUAAUAUAAACUAAUCUCUAAAUUAAUUUCAUUAAGAUGUGCCUUACGGUAUGGAAUUAUUUCCGUCCAUUCUGAAUAACAAUAUUUAGGUAAAUUGUGCCUUUACUAAUGUUAGAAUAUUUUUAUGAUAGAAAAAUGUAUUAUAUUGUAAGUUAUAUCUGACUAACGUUAUUAUGUAGGUAUUUGUUACUAACAUAGUUAACGAGCAAUACAUUAAUUAAUAGCCCGAUAAACCUUUUAACAAAGAUAUAUGUAACUCCGUAUAAGAUAAGUAAAGUCUAAGGAAAAACGUGCCUCGGAAAUCAAGAAAAAGUUAUACUCUAAUUAUUAGAGUAUAACUUUGGCGCCAUUGUUCUAUUAGAGUCUAAUAGAUCGAUGGCGCCACACCUUUGGCCUAUGCUCGUGUAGAUGGCGUUGGCGACACCGUUUGAUAUUUAACAAUUUUUAGACAUAUCAGUGAAAGAACAUGGGUCAAAGUCAUACGGCGUUAUUAAAAAAAAUAUUUAUCCAUAUAUCUAUUUUUUUUUAAUAUUUUUAGUCAUUUUCAUUUUUAGUUUUAAUCCUGUGUUGAAAGAUGGCAGUAAAUUUACUGUCACUACAAAAUUUGCUAUGACAACAACCCUCUAUACACUUUAUUCUCUUUGGUUGUCGUCUAUUAUUUGAAUUAUAUAGGUACGUAGGUAUAUUAUUAGAAUGAUAUACCUAAUUAUUCUUAAGUAUGUAAGAAUUUAAAUUU